GAGAAGAGAGAAAGAGAGCCAAAAAGACAAAGAGACAAAGGGUGAGCCAGCAAGGAACUAAGAGGCCAAGAGAGCACAUAGAAACCAAGAGAGUGUGUGGCCAGGAGGGCUGGUUUAUAAAGGAUCAGAAGUUCUGGGAAGAGAAGGGAAGCCCAGUCUCUGGGCUGGAGAGAUUUAGAAUAGGGGGUGGUGUGAGAGGUGCUGGGAGGAGCCACAGGUACUGAGUGAGACUUGACCCAGGUUAUUUUUGGACCUGAAAACUGGCUUCUAAGGAAAUGCAUAAGGAAAGAAGGGACAUAAAAACUGUUACUGUAAUCAAAAGGGAAGUUGAAAGUAAAGAUCUGGAAAAUUCUCAGCCUAACUAUGUAAAAUAUAAAUACAGUAUACUUUGAGAACAGCAAGUAGCGUCCAAUCCACCUUACCUAGUAGAUUUGGCUAGAAGGAAGCCUGGUGCUAUUCAUGAAAGAUAUGGAAAAAUGACCUUGAAGGCAUUAUGGAGAUUUUCAAAACUCCCCUUCCCAUAUUUGCAAAUGCAUGGAUUAUUUUGUUCAUGUUGUUUGUGGUGGUGGGUUUUUUGUUUGUUUGUUUGUUUUAUUUUACAGCAGUAUCUCAUUAUAUAACCCAGGCGGUCCACAAAAUAAUAGUACUGCUUCAGCCUUCUGAGUGCUGAGAUUAUAGGGAUGUCAUGCCCUUGAUGCAGAAAAAUUUAACAUGAGGGGAAGGGGUUAACAAUACCAGCUAACCUUGAGACUAAGGCCACUAUAAAUCUGUUUCUUUCUGCUGUACUUGAGUUAGUGCUUACCUUCUGUUUACUGAUGAGAAAUCACAAACAAAUCUCAAACUAUGUUUCUAAUACUCCAGGUCUCCAGAGUGUAGAAGCUGGAGAAAAAGAUAAACUUCUCCAUGUAUAUUCCAAGAAAUCUCUCCAGCGUUCCUAAGGCCAAGGCAAAAUUGUAUGGUAGGAGCAGAGCUAUCAGAGAGACUCCCAUUCCUAAGGCCCAGGCAACUUGUAGAGUUGAAGCUGUUGCAGUCUUCAACAGUACAGUGCAUGGGUGGUCCAUGGAAGAAUGAUCACCAUUGAUACCACAGAGAUAUAGAGCCACCAGCAUGCAGCCAUGCAACACAGUUCUGUGGCAGACACAAGAAUAUUCAAUGCAUGACAACUAAAACAUUUGCUUCACCUCCCAAAGGGUUUCUAACAAGUCUACCCAAGUUUUGUGGGCUUUGAGCAUGACCAGUAUCUUCUGGUCAAACUGUCCCAGUAUGGCCAGCAAGUCCAGCUAACUUUCUUUUAAUAUUUCCUUGCUUGCAAUAUAGAUUCUUCAGUUUCAGUCCAACUGGUAUCUGAAAACAUUAAAUGAAAAUUUCUAGAGGUAAAUAUUAAUAACUUUUAAGUUGUGGGUAGUUCUGAGUAAUGUCAUGAAAUAUACAGCAAUGCUAGUCCAACAUUUGCCUCAUAUAAUCUCAUUAUAUAGCAGCUAUGUGACAUCAUAUCAGCCCAAGAAGAAAGAUGAAUGCACUGUGCUGUGACAUACUGAGACAGAAAGAAACUGCUAUAGUUCUGUUUCCCUAUUAUAUAUUGUUGUAAAUCUCUUCUUGUGCCUAGUUAGCAAAUUAAAGUUUCUUGUAUGUAUAAGUAGAAAAAAACAUAUAUUAGGCUAACUACUAGCCACUGUUUUCAUGUUCCACUGCAGGUCUUAGGACAUAUCUCCUUCAGAUGCUGGCCACUACUAUUUCUUUAUUUUCUUUUUUUCUUAUUUAUAUUUUUUUACAGUUUCAUUUUUGUAUAUUUUGAUCUUUUUCACCCACCAUUAGGUCAUCCCCAUCCCACUUCUUUUGAACCCUGGUUUCAGCAAGUUCCACUCCAACUCUGUUUUAUUUUUUGUGUUUGUGACCUUAUGACCUUAAUUAUGGUUACUUGAAUGUACAUGGGUGAGAGUUAUUUUCUGAAGCAUGGGCAAUGUCUCAGAAGACAAUGACCCUUUCUUCCCCAGCAAGCCAUUAAUUCCUCAUAGUUCCUCUAGAAAGGUGGGGCCUAAUUCUGGAAUGUUGAGAGGCCCCAUUUUCUGCAAGUCUUGUGCAGAUAACUACACUACUGUGAGUUCAUGAGCUCAACAGCUGUAUCAUGUCCAGAAGAUAGUAUUCACAAUAUUACUUCCCAUCCUCCAAUACUUGUAUUCUUUGUAUCCUUUCGCAAUGUUCUCCAAGCCUUGGAUGGGUGACACAGACAUCCUGUUAAGGGGUGAGCAUUCAAGAGUCCCUUAUUCUCAGUAUGUAGACCACUUAGAAGUGUCUAUAUUAAAUAUCACCCACUGCAAACAGAAGCUUGUCUGACCAGCAGUAAUCUUCUCUGAUAGCAUCGCUAAUCUGUGAGUAUAAACGUAAAUAUUUAUAAGACAGCUUGACAUUAUAUUCAUAUGACAAAACAACAGAGCAGUUCUCCUUCAGGGCCCAUGACCUCCCCACCCAUAGACUUUUGAGCAAGUUUACACUAUCACACAUUGAGUCCCUUCCUGGAAAGAGGUCUUAAAUGAAAUCAGAAACUUCUUUGUUAUAACCAUACCUUCCAUUCCACUCUUUACACCAAGGACACAUCUUGACUGACCAGUCGAUAUUGUAGAUUACAGGAUUCACAACUGGCUAGGACACUUUGCUCUCAGCCGCAAAGUUCUGGCUUGAUUUUUUUCUAGGGUUUGGUUGGUUGGUUGGUUUUUGCAACCAAAUGGUGUGUUGUCGUCAGCAUUAGAGUCCUACCAUUUAGUUCUAAUGGUCAACCAGAAGCAGGCCUCAGGCCAACUAGAAACCUAGAAAGGAGGUAUAAGAUGUGCCUAAGUUUGUGGGAACUGUCAGUUCAUGAGUGCUGGUGGGCGGGGCGGAAGUUCUUUACCCGCCAUCUUUCUUUCUGGCGCGGUCAUAGUAGCGCAGAGGUCCUGUCAGCUGAGGAAGUCUUGUGGGUCUCAGCCUCGGUAGCAGGGAGAGCUUCUACCCGAGGAGCCGUGAGGCCGCAGGAGGCCCCCGGCGGCGGAGACAUGGACUGUCUAACUUUUGAGGAUGUGGCUGUGAACUUCACCUUGGAGGAAUGGGAUUUGUUGAAUCCUUCCCAGAAGCAACUCUACACAGAUGUGAUGCAGGAAACCUUCAAAAACCUUGUUGCUAUAGGACAAACUGAGGAAGGCCAGAGGAUUGAAGAAGAUGAACAUUUUAGGAGAAACCUAAGAAAUGAAGUGGUGGAAUUAUUGUAUGAACGCAGUGAAGGGAGGCAAUGUGAAGAAAUCUUCAGCCAGUUUCCAGUUACAGUUGUGAACAAGAAAACCCCUCAUGGAGUAAAACUGUGUGAAAGUAAUUUAUGUGAAGACAUACUUAUUGGUCUCCCACCCCUAAAUAUGCAUAACCCCAUUCAAACAGGACAUAAACCAUAUGAAUAUGAGAUAUAUGAAGACAGAGACAGUCUCCAUAAAUUUAGGGAAUCUAGGAAAUCCUUCAUGUAUCCUGAAUGCUUUCUAAAACAUGAAUAUAGUCACACCAUAGAGAAGCCAUAUAAAUGUCAGCAAUGUGGAAAAGCCUUUUCUUCUUCCAGUAAGGUUCGAAGACAUGAAAGAACUCAUACUGGUGAGAAACCCUACAUAUGUAACCAUUGUGGGAAAGCCUUCCCUAGUCGUGGUUCCCUUCGACGACAUGACAGGAUUCACAGUGGAGAGAAACCCUUUGUUUGUAAGUAUUGUGGGAAAGCUUUCACUGGUCAAAGUUCACUUCCACGACAUGAAAGAAUUCACAGUGGAGAGAAACCCUAUGUAUGUAAGUACUGUGGGAAGUGUUUUAUUUCUUCAAGUACCUGUCGAGUACAUGAACGGACUCACACUGGAGAGAAACUCUAUGUCUGUAACUUGUGUAAUAAAGCUGUCACUACUCGUACUUCCCUUCGAAAUCAUGAAAGAAUUCACAGUGGGGAGAAACCCUAUGUCUGUGAACAGUGUGGGAAAGGUUUCAUCUCUUCUGGUACCUUUCGAAUACAUGAGCGAAUUCACACUGGAGAGAAGCCCUAUAAGUGUAAGGAAUGUGGGAAAGCCUUCACUAUACAGAGUUCUCUUCAACGACAUGAAAGGAUUCACACUAGGGAAAAACCCUAUGACUGUAAGGAAUGUGGGAAAGCUUUUAGUGGUUACAGUUCCCUUCGACGCCAUGAAAGGAUUCACAGUGGAGAAAGACCCUAUGCAUGUAAGCAGUGUGGGAAAGCCUUUCCUGCUUUGGGUGAUUGUCAAAGACAUGAGCAAAUUCAUACUGGUGAGAAGCCCUACAUAUGUAAGCAGUGUGGGAAAGCCUUCACUCGUUGUGGUUCCCUUAGAAUACAUGAAAAGACCCAUACUAGAGAGAAUUCUUAAGCAUAGAAUGUUGAAAGGCCUCCUUAUUGCAUGUCCCUUCUAUAAAUAACAUGACAGUGUUUACGGAAGAAAACAAGACUCAAUAUGAAGUUGUGAGGACUGCCAUUAGUCAUAUUAUUAGAUUAACAAACAUAAAGAACAAACUAAGAAUGUACCCAAUAUCAAAACUUGUACAGAAACUUGAUUGUAAGAAAUAGUUUUAAAAUUCUGAAAAUUUUUCAAGUAGUGGAGUACUACAAAUGUGCAUUAUGAAAGGUUCAAUGCUCCAAAAAUUACAUAUCCUGGAAGAAAUUUUCUAAAAAUUAUAUUACACUCAUUAGUUUAUUAUUAAAAUAGGUAUAUGAACUAUUUAUUUCUAAGUUUAAUUCUUGUAAGUAAAUGGUGGCAUGGCAUAAUUCUCUGAAGUUUGCUUAAGUAAUGGGGCAAGGGUUAAUAGGUAGUAUCUUUUUUUUUUUUUUUUUUUUUUUUUUUUUUUACCAUUUUCCCUACCAGUCUGAAGAAUUUUGAUUGAUUGAAUGGAGGAAUGGCCUUUUGCGAUGUACCUAUAGCACGAGUGAGUUGGCAAUAGCUUACAGUACUAGGGCAAGGUUCUCCAGAAGGAUAGAUUUGCUCUAAAUUGUCAUCUAAUAUACUGUUUCUCCUGAGUCUAGAAGUCAAGGGAGGAGAGGGGGAAUCAUCCUUGGAACUUACUAGCAAAAUUUUUGCUUCCUGUUCUGUUGGUAUUACGGUUCAACAAAGGGAUGUCCUUCCACUGGGAGGAACAACCAUUCCUUUGAACUGAGAGCUAAGACACCCACACACACCCCAACCUACCCCUGGUUUACUCUAGGUUCUUUGUACCCUUGAGUUAACUAAAAACAGUUAUUGACGUAGGGGGCGGGGGAUGAGACUACAAUUCAGCAAUGAAGAUGUGCUAAUUAUUUUUUACUACUUGAUACAAGUUAGAGUUAUCUGGAAACAGAGAACAUCAAUUGAGGAAUUGCCUCCAUUAAAUUGACUGUAAGCAAGUCUAUGAGGAUUUUCUUGAUUAGUGAUGGAUGUGACAGGGCCACUGUGGGUGGUCCGUUCCUAGGUAGUGGUCCUGUGUUGUAAAAGAAUGCAGGCUGAGCAAGCCAUAAGAAGCAAACUAAUAAUUAGUCUUCCUCCAUGAUCUCUGCUUCAAAUCCUACUUCUAAGUUCCUGCCUUGAGAUUCUACCCUGGCUUUCUCAGUGCUGGACUAUAAAGUGUAAUCCAAAACAAACCCCUUUCUCCUCAAGUUGGUUUUGGUCAGUGUUUUAGCAACAACAGCAACAAAUGAAACUAGGACAAGAGGAAAGGAAGACUAUUCUCGGAUUCCCUUAGUAUUACCAAGUCUGGUGAUCAAAACCCAUAGGAAGCUACAACUCAGUCCAAACAGGGUAGUAAAUGACUCAGAUACUUCAAGAAUGAAAUUGAGAGUUACUUCUCAAGGUAAAGAAUUAGCUAAUUUGGGUGUAUGGUGUUUUUUAUUUUUUUUUUAAUACUAAAAUGUAUUUAAAUUAAAAAUUUUAAAACCAAGAUGCUUAGUGCUUGCUGAAGAUGAGGAAAUACAAAAUGACACCAGAAAAGAUACUUAAUAAAUAUGGUACACUUGUGAGACCUCACAAAAGUGAGGAUUCCAGUUGUUUUCUGUCUUAUUUUGUUAAAAAAUAUGUGUGCUAAGCCGGGCGUUGGUGGCGCACGCCUUUAAUC
Peromyscus leucopus (white-footed mouse) is the source of this 6090-nucleotide messenger RNA. RefSeq names its product zinc finger protein 136-like. Gene Ontology annotation, biological process: regulation of transcription by RNA polymerase II. Gene Ontology annotation, molecular function: RNA polymerase II cis-regulatory region sequence-specific DNA binding; DNA-binding transcription factor activity, RNA polymerase II-specific. Gene Ontology annotation, cellular component: nucleus. The record is from RefSeq and is a predicted model, not a curated record. The coding region runs from base 2823 to 4379 and encodes 518 amino acids. The transcript has 4 exons. NCBI's taxonomy places the organism in Eukaryota, Metazoa, Chordata, Mammalia, Rodentia, Cricetidae.